ACCGGCGCCAACAUGGGCGGCAAGAGCACCCUGCUGCGGGCCGCCGGGCUCGCGGUGCUGAUGGCCCAGCUGGGCUGCUACGUGCCCGCUCGGGGAGCCAGAAUGGACCCCGUGGACAGAAUAUUCACAAGGAUGGGCGCACACGACCGCAUCAUGUCGGGUGAGAGCACCUUCCAGGUGGAGAUGGGUGAGGCAGCCGCGGGGUUGUGCUCCGCCAGCAGGGCCUCCCUGGUGGUGUUGGACGAGCUGGGUCGCGGU
Volvox carteri f. nagariensis is the source of this 258-nucleotide messenger RNA. RefSeq lists its product as uncharacterized. Gene Ontology annotation, molecular function: mismatched DNA binding; ATP-dependent DNA damage sensor activity; ATP binding. Gene Ontology annotation, cellular component: nucleus. The annotation marks the transcript as partial. Lineage: Eukaryota; Viridiplantae; Chlorophyta; Chlorophyceae; Chlamydomonadales; Volvocaceae. The record is from RefSeq and is a predicted model, not a curated record. Gene Ontology annotation, biological process: mismatch repair. The transcript is spliced from 3 exons.